AUGGCAGGCAGGGCAGGGGAGCUUCCUAUCCCCCUGGCCCUGCAGCGCUCCCGCCUGAAGGCUGAGGAGAAGACCCUGGACUUUGAGUUUGAGGUGGUGAGUGCCCAGUUUAACCAGUGGGGCUGCUAUGCCCUGAGGCUGACCGUGGAGAACCCCCUGCUGCAGGGCUCUGGUGCUGGCAUCCAGCUCCGCAUCAACGCCGGGGAGGUGGUCCAGAGCUGCACCGGCACCACCGACGCCAUCGAGCAGAGAGACCUCCACCAGAUCUACUCCUUCCAGAAGAGGAAGUUCACCUUCACCCUCCCCAGAGGUUUCUGCAAGAACGACAAAAACCACGACGUGAGGCUGCGCAUCGAAGCCCUGCGCCUCCCGGGGAGGGGGGAGAGGAGCAGGAGGAGGAGCAGGAGGGUGGGCGAAGCCUUCUUUGCCAUCUACCCCCGCACCAACCAGCCCAGGAUGAAGCUGUCUGCCGGCAAGGACGAGGACUGGUACCGCUACAGCUCCGUGCUGGCUCUGCUGCGGGCGGGCAGCCAGCAGCCGGCGAUGCACUGCGGCCGCCUGGCUUUCGCCGCCUCCCUGCACGAACACCGGCCCCCCCCUGCGCCCCCGGCACUCCAACCUCUCUCCCCCAGCAGCCAGGGGGAGUGCCAGCAGCCAGCAGUGGGCACAGCCCCCGUAUCCCCAUCCCUGGGCGUCCCUGUCUCCGGCCGCUCGCUGCCGACGCCAGAGUCUGCGUACCACUCGCUGCCCACCGAGGGCCAUGCCCUCUCCCCUCAGAGGCUGAGGGCUGACCCUGCCCUCAGCUCCUCCCCAGAGCUCCUGAGUGGUGAUUCAGCAGACCAUCCUUCCUCCUCUUCCUCCUCCUCCUCCUCGGUGCCUGUCCUAAGGCGACCACUGAGCUGCAGCAGCUUCCACCUCUCCUCCCCAAGCUACAGCCAGGAUGUGGCCUCCUGGCCAGCACAGGUAUCCAAGUCCCCUGCUGGCACAGAGGAGGCUGUGCACACACCAGUGGGCAGUGGGGGACAUGUGGCCAGCAUGGGGAAGGAAGCCAUCACUGUCACCCUCCAUGGUGCCAGCAACCUGCCCCCAACACGGGAGGGCCUUGUCCCAUGGCCCUACGUCGUCGUGAAGACCAGCAGAGGGGAUGAGCAGGGGGCAACCCACGCAUCCACGGUGCCCACCCAUGCACCCACCUGGGAGGAGGAGGUGACGGUGGAAAUGGCUGCUGAAGAUGCAGGCUGGGCAGCCCUGACUCUCACUGUGGCAGACAAAGCCACCAAGGAAGCCCUGGGGACCUUCCAGCUGCCAGUGGGGCACCUGCAGCCCUUCCAGCCCCACCACUGCAGGCUGGUGCUGCCCAGGGCAGGGCACCCGGUGGGGACAGUCCUGAAGGUCACCAUCAGCCGCAAGGGGAGCUGCAUUCCUCGCUGCCAUGGCUUCAGCUACGUGGCCCUGGAGGUGCUGCUGCAGGGGCUGUCAGCCCCCCUGGCCUCCCCCUCUGGAGCUCUUGUUGCUGUGGCCAGGGUUGUGACCAAUGUCCAGCAGUACAAGCACCUCAUGGAGCACCAUCCCACCUGCUGUCCUGGCCUCAGCCCCACCACCAUCACCUUCCCAGACCCCCCAGCAGCAGCCUUCAGCAGAGCCUCAGUUGUCAACCAGGGCUGCCCACAGAUGUCCCAAGCAGCUGGCCCACCAGAGAAACCCACUUGGAACACCUCCUUCCUCUUCCAUGGCCAAGACGUGGCCACUCUCUUCUCUGAAGACACUGCCCUGGUGAUUGAAUAUUACCCAUCCAAAGCCAUCUGGGAUGCUCCUGGCCCUCUCAUCCCUUUGGGAUACUCAGUGCUGCCCCUCACCAGCAGUGUUUUCCAGGAGCUGGGGGCACGGAGGGGAGGGCUGCGUGUGGAUGGCCUCACUGUGCAGGGCACGGACCUCAAAACCACGUCUGGAGCCAUCCCGACCGUGGGGCUCUGCCUGCAGCUCCUUCCAUCAGAG
Indicator indicator is the source of this 1995-nucleotide messenger RNA. RefSeq names its product coiled-coil domain-containing protein 33-like. Lineage: Eukaryota; Metazoa; Chordata; Aves; Piciformes; Indicatoridae. The transcript is spliced from 12 exons. The annotation marks the transcript as partial. Gene Ontology annotation, cellular component: peroxisome. The record is from RefSeq and is a predicted model, not a curated record.